CCAUGGUCUAUUCUGCUGUUCCAGGGCAACGCUGCGGGCGACCGGGGCAUCCUGUGGGUGCGCGCGCGCAUCCAGCGCCACCUGCGCUCUCUGGGCGACAUCCUCGACGCGCACGCCGGCAAGUUCCUGUUCGUCAGCCUGCUCGCCCUCGCCACCUUCUCCGUCGGCCUCAAGAGCGUCACGUGCCACUCGGACAUCGAGCUGCUGUGGGCCGAGCCCGAAGCAGCGCCCGAGGCGGCGCCCGCCGAGAUGCUCUCGACGCACCAGAUGAUUGUGCAAACAGGUGUCGACCCAGACGUGGACCUCCUUCACCCCCAUGGCCUCCUUGAACACCUCGCUCUAGUCCAGAAAGCAACUCAAGUCACCGUCACGAUGUUCGACAUCACUUGGCGUCUCAAAGACUUCUGCCAGUCGCCGCCAAUACCGAAUUUCGAUGCGCACUUCAUACAGCAAAUGUUCGAGAACAUGAUGCCGUGCUCCAUCGUCACGCCACUGGACUGUUUUUGGGAGGGGUCGAAAUUGCUGGGGCCCGAAUAUCCAGUGUAUAUACCAUAUGGCAUCGGCAACCAAAUAAAAUGGACCAACCUCAACCCUAGCGAACUAGUCUCCCAAAUGAAACAGAAAGAAUCCCAGUUCGACUAUCACUCUCUGGAGGAUUACCUGAGACGAGCAGGCAUCACGACCGGGUACCAGGAGAAGCCCUGCUUGAAUCCCAAAGACCCCGACUGCCCUAACGGCGCUCCGAACAAAAAUCAAACGCAUCCCCUGGACAUCGGGGCAGAGCUGACCAGCGGCUGCUAUGGUUUCCUUCCGAAAUACAUGCACUGGCCCGAAGAACUGAUCAUCGGCGACAUUCAGAAGAAUAAGUCGGGGCACAUCAAGAAGGCCAAGGCAUUGCAGACCAUCGUGCAGCUCAUGGGGGAGCACGAGAUGUACGAGUUCUGGUCUGGGCAUUUCAAGGUGCAGCAUACGGGGUGGAGCAAAGAAAAGGCUACAGUUGUUCUACAUGCUUGGCAGAAAAAGUUUGCAGAGGAAAUAGAGCGUCUAUCAAAAAGCAAGAACCCCUCGUCGUCCUACCUGUUCUACACCUUCUCAACAGCGAAUGUAAAUAAAAUUCUCAAAGAAUACUCGCGCUCGGACCUAGUGAAACUUGGUGUCGUGUUAGGUUUAACCUGCGUGUACGGUUGGAUCGCGCACUCCGGCCUCGCAACCUUAGGUGUUCUAGUCUUAGCAAGCUCCACGGCAGCAGCGCUGGGAGUCUGCAGCCUCAUAGGCCUCCCGAUGAACCUUCUCAGCACGCACGUGUUACCCUUCGUGACUGUGGGACUCGCCAUGCGGGAGAUGUUCCUCAUUCUUUCUACACACACGCGAAAACUUUUGCCAUCCGAAGUGCUUCAAAGGACAGGACCGAGUAUCAUAUCGGCAGCGCUCAUCAAUUCCGGGGCGUUCGUAGUCGCGGCCAUUUUGCCAAUACCUGCGUUGAGGGUGUUCUGUUUGCAGUGCGCGAUCAUGAUUGUGUUUCAUAGUACAGCCUUGCUUAUUAUGUUUCCGUCGUUUCUUGCCUUGCAGCAAAGGUGUCAAAAAGCUGACGUACCUUGCUUCAGGACAGAGACGAAGAAAAAAGUAGGCAGCAAAGCAAAGGAUGUUGACCUGGAGCAUGGGAACAAUUUACUCACUGCCGAACAGGUCUGUCAACAAAAAAAGAGCCUUAUAUCUUGGUGUGUUACACGUUACCUGACCUCCGUGCUUCUGCAGCCCUUCAUGAAGGGUCUAGUGUGCGUCACUUAUGUGGUACUAAUUAUUUUUUGUGUAUUCAAUGGACUGAAGUUAGAAUUCGAUGUAAGACUGUCAACAUUUUUACCGAAAAAUACCCAAGAGUACAAAUACUUAGAAGCGCAAAACAAGUUCUUUGGCUUUUAUAACUUUUAUCUGGUUACCACUGAAUUGGAGUAUCCGUUGAAUCAACCUCUUUUAUAUGAAUACCAUUCCUCUCUUACUAAAGUUCCUCACGUCUUAAAGGAUUCCAAUGGAGGCUUGAACAUGAAUGACUUCUGGCUAGCAAAUUUCCGGGACUAUCUCAUUGAUCUCCAGCAAGAGUUCGACUACAGUCGGAACACUAGCUGCGUGAAUAGCGAAAAGUGGUUUUCGAAUGCCACAGAAAAAGCAGUAUUAGCGUUCAAGUUACUAGCGCAAACUGGAAUCGUUGAAUUUCCGGUAGAUAAAAGUCAAAUAUUCAAGAAAAGACUGGUUCAGAAUGAUAUUAUAGAUCCCAAAGCAUUUUAUAAUUAUUUAUCAGUAUGGAGUAGCAACGAUCAGAUCGCAUAUUCAAGUUCGCAAGCUAAUCUUACACCAAAACCUUUUGAAUACUACACUUCCAAAGGUGAGUUUGAUUUGAAAAUUCUCAAGUCCCAACCUCUAGUUCAUACCCAGAUGCCCUUCUACCUAAAAAACCUCAAAAACACCAAUAGUAUUAUAAAGACUCUGAGGCAAAUAAAAGAAAUAUCGGAGUCUUUCAACGAAAGGGGAUUGAAAAAUUAUCCGAUGGGACUCAUCCUUGCCUACUAUAAUCAGUUCCUACUAUUUGAUCGAUUAUUGGCUGCUCAAUUGGUGUUGACCCUGAUAUCAGCAGCAAUAGUCGCAUGUGUUCUGGUCCAGUGGACUAAACUCUGGUGCGCACUGUUCACCACCUUAGUGUGUAUGUUGUUACUAUUAUUGAUAAGUGUUAAUGCACUGAGUGGAACAAUGGGUACCAUACAUUUCAUAAUAAUAAGUAGAAAUGUAUUUUUAAUACUGACUGGUUUCCUAAGUGCCCUCGGUAGCAGGGAACGUCGUGUGAGAUUGUCACUGGAAGUAAACUCAGAGCCCAUUAUGAAAGGUGAUAUAGGGCUAGUCAUCUGUACUUCAGUAUUAGCCACUUCACAAUUCGAAUUCAUCAACACUCACUUAUUUUCCCUAGUGUUAUUAUCAGUUUGUAGUUCGCUAGCCAAUUCAUUUGUGUUCUUCCCUCUCAUGCUUGCUCUAGUUGGCCCCAAGGCUGAGUUACAGCCCCUGGAGCACAGCGAUAGGAUUUCCACUCCCCCUCCCCCUACUCCUUCUCCAGUGCCCGUUAGAACUGGCUUCUCGAAACCGUCGAAGCGGAGCGCAUCCGCUAAAACAACGCGAGAACCUAGUUUGACCACGAUAACUGAAGAAAGCUGUAAUCAGAGUAUCACGGUCGAACCGCAAGUUACUGUAGAGUAUAGUAGUCCAGAAUCUAGUUCUAGCGGUCCAUUCACGACCAAAGUCACUGCCACGACUAAUAUCAAAGUUGAAUUAGUCGCCCCUGUAUAUAGAUCAAGUAAGUGUAAUCACAAAUGUCAUAGAUCUUGUAAGUGCGACAGACGAAAAAAGCAAGAGCAAAAACAGUGCCGUUGUUGUAAACAAGACUCAAAUAGUAGUGACAGCAAUGCAGACGCUGACCAGUGUCCAAGUAGCUAACGUAUUGUUACCAUGUAAGGAAUCAAUGUAAGAUAUGUUUAUAUUGAAUAUAUGUAUACCAAACAUUUAUUUAUUCAAACGAAAACCAUGUAAGAUAGAAAACUAAGUUAAUGAACGAAUACUUAACGGGUGAGUGCGGAACCAGGUACACGCCUAUUUGAACACAAUAUUUACUGAUUUGUAAACACUGCAUGAGUUUUGCUCCAUUAGUUUUGAACCGGACUGAAUAGGAUAUUUCGGAUAUUAACUGAAUUGAAUCACAGAAAGUAUUUUUGUAAUUGAUGAAGUCAAAAAUGAUAUCUUAUUUUAAAGAUGAAUAAAAUAUAUCAAAUUGAAUGUUCAUUCUCCACUAUCAAAUUAUUGCUUUAACACAUAAGUAGGUACCAAAAGUUGAUACUUGUGAUGACGUAACAUUUAAUUUUGGAAUUUUUUAUCUUAUCCUAGCUACCUGAAAGUCUUGAGGAGGAUGGCUAAUGCAGUAUUUAUUUUUUAUUUUUUUUCAUUAAUGUUAAUCUCAGAUGCAUGGAUCCAGACAAUUUUGCCACUUGAUUAGAGUUACACCUCGAGUUACACACUUGCAGAGCUGAGUAUUAUUUAUUAUGUCAAAUACUUUCCUGUAUUUAUAUACCAUUUAGUAUUCCAAUGCCUGGUACAAGUAAUUAUAUUCUUACUUACGAUUCUUCUCCUUCUAAUUAUUUGUUGAAAUAUAUUUGAAUCUUAUUAUUUGCAAACAUUCUAGUAAAAUAUUUGAGGAGCAUUUGAAUAUUUCCGAAAUAUUCGAAUACCCCAAUAAUAGGUAGGUAAAAUACUUAUUGAAAAUUAGCUCCUACUUUUGUGAUGAGAAAUCAUGUAUUUGAAUAGUUCGCGAAUUCAAAUACUUAUCAUAGAAAUAUUUGGAUACUUUGGAGAUAUUUAAAUAUUUUGAAAAUAUUCAUACGCCCUGAAAGUAUUUGAAUCUUCUCAAAAAAUGUAAAACUCACUAUGAAAUAUUCAAAUAACUUCAUAUUUAUUAUUUGAAUAGUUAUCGACCAUUUUACAUAUUCAAUAUUUGAAUCUCUUCAAUCCAUCAAGUAUUUGAUACUUAACAAUAGAAUACUUGUUUUAAGUAUUUACCCAGCUCUGCAUUUGAAUUCCAUUCCAAAUUGCAUAAUCCAAAAAAUGAUCUUAUUGAAACCCUCACACUAUAUCGAUUGGGUUUUAUGUUUUAUCAGUGUGAAAGCAGCCAGGCGUUUCUAUCCACGUUUCGACGCAAGGUGUAUCGCGCGACCAUAACGUUGAUAAAACACAUACUUCAAAUUACAUUUUAUGGAUUGAAAGUAUAGAAUUGAUUGAUUCACAUGAAUACAUAUAUUAGGUAUAAGAAUGUAUUUGGUAAAUUACAUCGAUAUAACACUCAACAAUCUGUCGGGCAUGUUUUCACGCUGAAUCAUACACCCCGAAUCCACCCCUGUCAUUAACCAUCACAUUUACAAUAACUUCAUGAGAAGAAAUCAAUUUUAUAUUCCGAAUUUGAAAAAUUAUGAUUUUUCAGGGUUGAAGGUUUCUUCGUUAGUUCGAGAGGUGGAUUCGGGAUGAAUCCUUGCGCGGCAAAAUAUUGGGUGUCGACGAUAUCAUUCACCAUCCUAUUUACUAUAACUUUAUGAGAAAAAACUAGUUUUAUAUUCCGAAUUCAAAAGCUUCUGAUUUCUCAAACUUGAAGAUUUUCUCCUAAGUUCGACGGGAGGAUUUCAGUUGAAAACUGCCCGGCAAAAUACUGGGUGUCGAAGAUAUUAUUCACCAUCUCAUUUGAUAUAACUAUGAGGAGAAAAGAAUUAUUACGAAUUUGAAAACUUACAAUUUUUCAAAAUUGAUGAUUUUAUGCUAUGUUCGAUGGUAGGAUUCAGGGUGAAAACUUACCCGGCAAUUCUUUAAGAGUUAUAGAUGUCAUUAACCAUCACAUUUACAAUAACUGCAUG
Phaedon cochleariae (mustard beetle) is the source of this 5432-nucleotide messenger RNA. NCBI's taxonomy places the organism in Eukaryota, Metazoa, Arthropoda, Insecta, Coleoptera, Chrysomelidae. The record is from the annotation of a GenBank genome assembly.